Molecule: messenger RNA, 4230 nt
Organism: Pocillopora verrucosa
Lineage: Eukaryota; Metazoa; Cnidaria; Anthozoa; Scleractinia; Pocilloporidae
Source: RefSeq, a predicted model, not a curated record
UCUACGGGGCUGGGUGCGGAAAGGUGUGUACACUUCCCGAAUGCACAAGAAUUUCCCUUUUAUUUUGUUUCAGUAGGCAUCGAAGUCGAAAUCAGCCCUUUAGCGCUAAAAAUGCCCGUGUUCCACACUAAAACCAUCGAGUCAAUAUUGGAGCCUGUCGCUCAACAGGUCUCCACUCUGAUCAUUCUUCAUGAGGAAGCUGAAGAUGGCAAAGCAAUGCCUGACCUGGCUUUGCCAGUUAGAACAGUGGGAGCUGCUGUUGAAAAUCUUGUCAAGGUUGGCAGAGAAACUGCAUCUUCCAGUAAAGAUCAAAUCCUCAAACAAGAAAUGCCUCUUGCUUUUAAAAGAGUUGAGGAAUCCUCUAUUUUUCUUGUGGAAGCCUCCCAGAUUCUUAGAAGAGAUCCUUUCUCACCAGAGGCUCGUAAAAAGUUAAUUGAUGGUGCCAGAGGAAUUCUUUCAGGCACAUCUGCAUUACUUCUGACAUUUGAUGAAGCUGAAGUGCGUAAGAUUCUGAAGGUGUGCAAGGGAGUAUUGGAAUAUCUUGCUGUGUCUGAGGUUGUGGAGAGUAUGGAAGAACUAGUAACAUUUGUUAAAAACCUGACACCUGGAAUCACAGAAAUGGCGAAAAAGGUUGAAGGUCGCAUUGAGGAGCUGACUCACCAAGUUCAUGCUGACAUGUUAAGGAAGUCACUGAAUACUGUCAAAGCCAUGUCUACCCAAUUGAUCACUGCAAUUAAGACUUUUGUGCUGACUGUGCAAAGAGGUGGUCAGAACAUUCCUGAAGCCCAGGAAUACAGAAAUUAUGUUGUUGGCAAGAUGUCUUUUGAGAUCAGUGAGAUAAUAAGAGUGCUGCAAUACACAACAUAUGAAGAGGAAGGUGGCGAUGACCCCCUUAAUGACAUGAAGAAGGCCAUGUCUCUCUUUGACAGUAACAUGGGCCCGGCCCUGAAGUGGGUGAACACGCCCACUGAGUCAGCUGGAGGGUUAGGUGAGAAGGCUGUCAAAGAAUGCAUCACUCAAGGUCGUAAAUUUGCAGAUGCCAGUCAGGGUCCCGAUAAAGGCAGAAUAAGGAAAGUCUGUGAUGAUCUGGAUCGGUUAAUGGGAGAUUUGGCAGAGAUGAGAAGGCUAGGAAAAGGAACAGCCCCAGAAGGCUUGAAACUUAACAGAGAAGUUGCCCAGCAAUUAGAGGAUUUAAAUCAAGAAAUGCAGAAUGCCAUGUUAGGCCAAGAAUCGUCUGGUGUGCGCAGGCCAGCCAACACUUUUGUUGGCAAAAUGGAUCAGGUUCACCAGUGGGUGAACACCCCGUCAUCAGAUCCUGCAGGGUUAGGUGAACGAGCCAUUCGUGAGUGCAUUGACCAGGGUCGUGCUACAGCAGACAAAUGUUCUGGUCCAGAGAGAAGUGCAAUUCUAAAGCUUUGUGAUGAACUAGAUCAACUUACAGAUGAGCUUGCUAAUCUGAAGAGAAGGGGCAUGGGAAAUUCACCUCAAGCAGCUGCUACUGCUCAAAAGAUUGAAAGGAAGCUGGAGGAAUUGAACAAUAAAUUACAAAAUGCAAUCACAGCACAAGUUGCUGAGGACUUCAUGGACACUACAACAAAUUUGAAGCAGUUAGAGAAAGCGGCAAGAGCUCCACCGGAUGAACCAGGGCGCGAGGCUGAGUUUGAGAACAAGGCAGGUGCCUUUGAACAUCAAGCAAAUCAGAUUGCCAACACAGCAAUUCAACUGGCAAAUGCUGGAGGAAAUACCAACAGGAGAUUAUUGGAUCAGAUAAGGCAAAAUGCAGAAGAACUAAAAGAAUGGACCCCUCAAGUUUCCCACGUGGCUAAGAUCCUGUUGGAUUAUGGGAAAUAUUCACCUGGAGAUGUGCCUGCCGUCUCAGUCCAUUUUGAAAAUGUGCGGGACAUCUGGAAAGAGAAGAUGCAGACCCUAACUAAUCUGGUUGACAGUGCAACAGACACCUCCAAAUUUAUUGAAGCCUGUGAGGAGGCGAUCAAUCGAGAUGCUGAGAUGUGCAGUGCGGCAAUGGAACAGGGAAAUCCUCAGCUGGUGAUCUCGAAGAGCUCCAACAUCGCCCGGCGAGCCAAGCGGGUUGUGGAUGUUGCAGAGGCAGAGAUGGAAAAUUCAUUAGACCCUGAUUAUGCUGCAAAGAUGGCCGCAGCAAAGGAUAAUUUGGGACAAUGUAUCACGCCACUUGUGAUUGACGCAAAAGCUGUUGCUACUAAUCCAUCAGACAGGAAAGCGCAGGGAAAAUUGAGAGAUUCCACAAGAAAGCUUCAAGAUGCUGUACAUGGAGUGCGAGUGAUCGUAACCGGAUCCUCCCAGCCAGAGGAGGAGGAAGAAGACUUCCCGCCACCUCCACCGGACAUAUCAGGAUUGACCAUCGCCGUAACCCAAGCACCAGUGCAAGAAGUUCCUCCUCCACGCCCACCCCUUCCUCAAGAAACAGCGCAACCGCCACCACGCCCACCCCUCCCGUCUGAUGAAAUGAAAGAGGUUCAGAGUGUGUUGGAACAACCACCAGAAGACAACAGAAUGGCGAUGGCGGCUCAUCAUCUUCAUCGAGAAGCUCUGAAAUGGGAAGAAGAGGGAAAUGAACUUAUUCAAGCUGCUAAAAGAAUGGCUGUACUCUUUGCUAAGAUGUCCCAAUUUAUGAGAGAGGAAGAAGAUGGACAACCUCAACGCUCAAAAAAAGAGUUGAUCGCAUUGGCUAAAGAAAUAGCAGCAGCAAGCAAAGAGGUGUCUAAUUAUUCCGCUCAGAUUGCUAGAGAUUGUCCGGACAAAAGAGUAGCUCAGACAUUGAAGCAAACGAUAGAGAGAAUUCCUACCAUCAGUACUCAGCUUAAGAUUGUCGCCACUGUGAAAGCUACAAUGAUCGGAGCUGACGAUCCCAAGGCGGAUUGGGAGGCCACGGAAACUUUAGUCGGUUGUGCAGAGAACUUGAUGGGAGCUGUGCGGCAGGCCGUAAAAGAAACCGAGGCUGCCUCGGUUAAGAUGCGCUCAGUAACGAACAACUGGAAAAAACGAUAGGCAGAUAUAUGGCAGAUUGGAAACUUUUAUGAUGAUACGCUGGCCACCAACCCAUUUGUGUUCGGUGGAGGUUUAAAUGUAAUUAGCAGGGCGGAGAAGAGAGGGGUCAGCGGUAAAAAAUAUUUUGAAGAAUUAUGAGAGCGUUUUCACUAAGGUUUGAAAACUAAAAAAGCGAGUUCAACGGUUUUCCUGCGCGUAAAAAUCGGUAGAAAACAUUGGGUUUUACCAAAAAAAGAACACAACGUCAUGUAUUUUGAAAAAAAUGACGCUGAUCACCGUAGAGAUUGUGCUACCAGCAGUGUUUCCUAAGAGUUUAAGAGUAUAAUUGAUGAUGAUUUCACUAGGCCUUUAUUUCUGCGCCAAACUGAUAUUCUUCUGGGUGAUCAAGGCUGUAAACUUCAUGGAAAAUUAACUUUUAACCUCUUUUUUCACACUAUCAGCCAAAUUUAUUAGUGUGAGUUAUCUCAGAACGGAUAUAAAUCUCAGUUGUAAAAAUAGAUAUUCUUCGUUAUUUAGAUUUCUUUCACAAUUGUUAAUUGCAGUAUUUUUUAUCGCGUUUGAUUCUGUUUGUGGAGCGAAAACUUAUCUUGUGAGAAAUCUCGCCCACAGAGAGCGCACUAUGUAAUGUGGGAUAGACGUAGUUUAUAAUUCAUUUAGGAUCCUAGUCGAUUUAUAAUGAAAGGAAAUUAAUUUCAUUACUAAUGUAGUCACAACUAAUAAGUAAUAUAUUUUAAUAAUUAGGUCAAUAUUUGAACAAUUCAGAGUAGAGUUUCUGAGCGGCUUUCCUUCCUCGGAGUUAUUUCGCGAGUACAACAUUACUUAUAUUUUGUUUAAAAAAAGUAAAAAAUAAUUUCAGAAAAUGAAGAAAGGUGUUACUCAACUGUUAUUUAAAUCUUUAAAAGCAUUUGUAUCAACAUUGUGUUCCGAGGUUUACAAUAAUUUGCUUGGUAGAAUGGAAAGUAAUCAGCGAAAACUGGAAGGAGUGUUUGAGCUUUUGGCACUGGUUGUUAAGAACGUUUUAGUAAUCUACUCUGUAAAAUAACUGAUACUACGAAAGCCCCGUUUGGUUGAAAACCUAUUGUUUAGUGAGCCAGUAAACCCAUAGGAAAUUGAAACAUCAUAAGUUUAUUAUUGUAAUUGACCGCACUUCUUGCGGUUUCAUGGGGUAAUAACCCACGCGGUCUCUAGCUCGUGAUUAAUAAC